Ostertagia ostertagi is the source of this 951-nucleotide messenger RNA. The record is from the annotation of a GenBank genome assembly. NCBI's taxonomy places the organism in Eukaryota, Metazoa, Nematoda, Chromadorea, Rhabditida, Trichostrongylidae.
AUGGGGAGAGAAUUGAGAACUACGUUAGAUAUAAGAAAAACGAAGGAGAAGCUAACCGAGAACAGUGGGUAUAGGGAGCGGAUGAUUGCCGACUACAAUAAGAGGGGGAGAAAGGAGAGAACUUUUGUAGUCGGUCAACAAGUGUAUAUCCGAAAUUACCAGAGAGGAGACAAGUGGAUUCCAGGAAUUGUCACCCAGGUUCUAGGUGGGCGGAUGUAUGAGAUUCAUUUCGGAUCAGGUAGUCGGAAAGCCCACGCAGACCAAAUGAAAGGGAGACCCGUGCCAGAUCCAGAAUUAUUGAGACUGGUCCAAAAAAGAGGGCCAGAAGCGGAGCAGGAACAGGAGCUACCGCAGAGGAGAUCGGAACGGUCACGUAAAUUAACAGAUAGAAUGAGGAAUUAUGUGGAAAAUAGGGAAAGAUUGAGUAAAAACAAAUAUAGGGUAAAUUUGAUACGGGGGAUAAGCCGUGUGUAUGAUAAUGAAGAGGAUGCUGAUAUAAAAGGUGAGGGAACGGUGAGGUCGGCAUUGAUGUGGACAUACACGCCAACUCCAGGCCAACCUGCCGUACCUGCGCCGCCGCCACCUCCGCCACCCGUCGUAGCUUCGACGCCCGCUAGUGGCGGCUCCCCGAUUGUCAUCCAGCUCCCUCCUGUCGUCGCGGCGGUAAGUGAAGUUAACUUCGGAGUGGAGUUACAAGGUAGUGGAAAAGGAAAUAUUCAGCAACCAGUUCAACCGCAUGCCGGAAGUGCGGAAACGAGCCGUGGGGAACGCCCCGACGGAUUCCGAGGCCGGGGUUUAUACCGUGGUCGCGGAAGUCGUCGGGGGAGGCGCGGUCGCCGCCCCACCCUACGUCAAGAACUAGAGAAUAUGCGCAUUUUAUGCGCACAAUUGACAGCACAAAUUCAAGAGAUUGGGAGUUCUCGUAGAAGCGGGAACGAUGUAGAGCAGUGA